This is a messenger RNA of Fukomys damarensis (Damara mole-rat), 1704 nucleotides long. RefSeq names its product solute carrier family 2 member 5 (gene Slc2a5). NCBI's taxonomy places the organism in Eukaryota, Metazoa, Chordata, Mammalia, Rodentia, Bathyergidae. Gene Ontology annotation, molecular function: fructose transmembrane transporter activity. The transcript is spliced from 12 exons. Gene Ontology annotation, biological process: fructose transmembrane transport. Gene Ontology annotation, cellular component: membrane. Bases 119 to 1627 code for a protein of 502 amino acids. The record is from RefSeq and is a predicted model, not a curated record.
GGACUGGCUAUAAAAAUGUCAUUGGCUGCCAGCCUGAGGCCAAAGUGCGCAGCUGGUCCUUCUCUCCAGGCAGUGCACCUUCCUUGGAGGAGGCCAGCAAGACUCUUCCAGAGCAACGAUGGAGCAGCCGCCCCACCUGCAGAAGAAGAAAGGGAGGCUGACGCUUGUGCUUGCCCUGGCCACCCUGAUCGCCGCCUUCGGUUCGUCCUUCCAGUAUGGGUACAAUGUGUCCGCCGUCAACUCGCCUUCAGAGUUCAUGAAGCAGUUUUACAAUGAGACCCAAUACAGCCGCACCGGGGAGCCCAUGGGCUCCUUCACCCUGACCUUGCUCUGGUCUGUGACGGUAUCCAUGUUCCCGUUCGGGGGCUUCAUCGGGUCCCUCCUGGUCGGCCCCUUGGUGAAUACAUUCGGCAGGAAGGGGGCGCUGCUGUUCAACAACAUAUUUUCCAUCGUGCCCGCAAUCUUAAUGGGGUGCAGCAAGGUUGCCAAGUCCUUCGAGCUCAUCAUAGUCUCCAGGCUUCUGGUGGGCAUCUGUGCAGGUGUGUCUUCCAAUGUGGUCCCCAUGUACUUAGGGGAACUGGCCCCCAAAAACCUGCGGGGGGCCCUGGGGGUGGUGCCCCAGCUGUUCAUCACUGUUGGCAUCCUGGUGGCCCAGCUCUUCGGUUUUCGGAAGGUCCUGGCAAAUGACAACGGCUGGCCCAUCCUUCUGGGGCUGACCGGGGUCCCCGCAGCACUGCAGCUGCUCCUGCUGCCCUUCUUCCCCGAGAGCCCGCGGUACCUGCUGAUCCAGAAGAGGGACGAAGACGCUGCCGGAAAGGCCCUGCGGAGGCUGCGCGGCUGGGACAACGUGGCCGAGGAAGUGGAGGAGAUCCGGCAGGAGGACGAGGCGGAGAAGGCGGCGGGCUCCAUCUCCGUGUGGAAGCUGUUCCACCUGCGCUCCCUGCGCUGGCAGCUCAUCUCCAUCGUGAUCCUCAUGGCCGGGCAGCAGCUGUCGGGCGUGAACGCGAUCUACUACUACGCAGACCAGAUCUACCUGAGCGCCGGGGUCAGGGCCGACGACGUCCAGUACGUGACGGCCGGCACGGGCGCCGUCAACGUGUUCAUGACCAUCUGCACGGUGUUCGUGGUGGAGCUCUGGGGACGGCGCCUGCUGCUGCUGCUCGGCUUCUCCACCUGCCUCGCGGCCUGUGUGGUGCUCACGGUGGCCCUGGCACUGCAGGACCAGCUGUCCUGGAUGCCCUACGUCAGCAUUGCCUGCGUCAUCAUCUACGUCAUAGGACACGCCGUCGGGCCCAGUCCCAUCCCAGCGCUGCUGAUCACCGAGAUCUUCCUGCAGUCCUCGCGGCCGGCCGCCUUCAUGGUCGGGGGCAGUGUUCACUGGCUGUCCAACUUCAUCAUCGGCCUCAUCUUCCCCUUCAUCCAGGAGGGCCUGGGCCCCUACAGCUUCAUCAUUUUCGCGGUGAUCUGCCUCCUCACCACCAUCUACAUCUUCCUGAUCAUCCCGGAGACCAAGAAGAAGACCUUCAUCGAGAUCAACCAGACCUUCGCCAGAAUGAACAAGGUGUCCCAGGUCCACGCCGAGAAGGAAGAGCUGGCCGACCUCCCGCCGGCCGCCUCGCAGCAGUGACAGGGCCCAGGAGGAGCCUGGCUUCUGGUCGGUCCACACUCCUGGGAUUCGCUUCCUGGCAUCCAGUUGUCCAGACU